AUGGCCGAGCUGGAUCGCCUCCCUCCCUCGACCACUGCAUAUGUAGUCGCGACCGCCAUUAUUGCCGGCAUCACCGGCUACUUUCUCGGCCAAGGCGCAUCACUGGGUCUGUUCUCGCCACGAGAGAAGGAAGGAUGGCCGAGUAGCUACGAUGUGAAAGUGCAUCAGGAUUCCUCCGACGAGGAGGGCGAUGACGAAGAUGAUAGCGAGGAGGAAGAUGAAGGCGAUGGAGGUGAAUUGGCCAGUUUUGAGAACAAUGAUGAAGAGGUUAAAUUGGUUCUUGUGGUUAGGACGGAUUUGGGAAUGACGAAGGGAAAAAUCGCCGCCCAAUGUUCGCAUGCUACUCUCGCCUGCUACAAAUACCUCACUGCCUAUACGCCGAACUCACCGAUUCUGCGCCGCUGGGAACGACAGGGUCAAGCGAAGAUUGCGCUACAGGUCAAGUCGGAGGAGGAAUUACAAUUGUUACAGGCGCAGGCUAUCAGUCUCGGGCUUUGUGCGCGUGUAAUACAGGAUGCUGGACGCACUCAAAUUGCCAGUGGCAGUCGGACGGUGCUGGGUGUCCUGGGUCCUAAGAGCGUGGUUGAUGGCGUUACAGGGCAUUUGAAGUUGCUGUAG
Aspergillus tanneri is the source of this 618-nucleotide messenger RNA. RefSeq names its product aminoacyl-tRNA hydrolase PTH2. Gene Ontology annotation, molecular function: peptidyl-tRNA hydrolase activity. Gene Ontology annotation, cellular component: mitochondrion; cytosol. The transcript is spliced from 2 exons. Bases 1 to 618 code for a protein of 205 amino acids. NCBI's taxonomy places the organism in Eukaryota, Fungi, Ascomycota, Eurotiomycetes, Eurotiales, Aspergillaceae. The record is from RefSeq and is a predicted model, not a curated record.